Messenger RNA from Chionomys nivalis (European snow vole), 8346 nucleotides. RefSeq names its product chromosome 16 C8orf34 homolog (gene C16H8orf34). NCBI's taxonomy places the organism in Eukaryota, Metazoa, Chordata, Mammalia, Rodentia, Cricetidae. The transcript is spliced from 6 exons. The coding region runs from base 399 to 1133 and encodes 244 amino acids. The record is from RefSeq and is a predicted model, not a curated record.
UCCCCAAGCUGGGCUACCGGAGGCGCUGCACAGACACUCGCCUCUGGCCACCAGCUCCUGCUGCUGCCGCCCAGAGGACAAACGAGCCUCUGCCCGCGAUUUCCCCGCGGCGGCCGCGUUGCGGAAAGCUGAGCCGGUGGGCGCGAGCUGCAGGACGCGAUGGAGUUCUUUCCUCGCUUUGGAGUUGCUUGAGUUGGCAGAGCCUCGCUGGGGUUCCCUGCUUUCUGCUCCCUGCUCCCUUUCGGGCUCGCCGUUCACCGCUUACCCGGUUGUUGCCCACCGCUGUGCCCGGGAGCCCAGGCUCCAGAGUUCCUGUCCCGGGUCCAUUUGGGGGCAAAGGAGGGGCUGUCUCCAGCCAAGGGGCACUGUCUUCUCUCGGCUGACCCAUCUAUUUCUCCAUGGCGUCUCGUCAACAAACCCGAAUCCAGGCUUACCUGGAGAAAAACAAGAUCGGUCCUCUGUUUGAGGAAUUAAUGACCAAGCUAAUAACUGAGACACCAGACCAGCCAAUCCCAUUUCUCAUUGACCAUCUUCAGUCCAAGCAAGGAAACCGAGGACAGCUGCAAAGAACUUUGUCUGGGUCAGCAGCCCUCUGGGCAGAAAGUGAACCCUCAGAACCCAAAGGAACAAGAAGGGACUUUAGAAGUUAUGAUAAACCUUGGCAGUUGAAUGCAAAGAAGCCUAAAAAAUCAAAAAGUGACCUUGCUGUGUCUAAUAUUUCUCCUCCAUCACCAGACUCCAAAUCGUGUAUUGCAAUUUCAGAUGAACUUGAUAAGGAAACAGUGGCUUUCAAUUCUUCUCUUCUGAGACCCCGUGUGAUUGGGGAGUGGAUUGGCAGAGCGGAAAAUGACGCUGAUCCCCUCGCGGCUGAGAUGCUGCAGCCCCCGGUUCCGCGGAGUAAGAAUGACCCGUGGGAGAGUGAAGAGAGCAGCCCUUGCCCCACAGGAAGCUUAAAGAUGGAGCCCAAGACGAAAGGAUUAAAACAGCAGCAGCAGCAGCAUAAGAAACUUCUAGCUGCAAUGCUUUCCCAGGAUUCCUUCGAGUCUGUCCACAGCCCCACCCCAUCUGUAAUAGAAGAUGACAUUGACAAUGAAGACGAUGCAAUGGAGUUGCUGGGUAAUUUUAAAAAUUAAUCAUUUCUCUUUCUCCUCUUUUCUGGCAUUGUAAAAGUGUGCAGGAAUUGAGGGAUUUUAAACGUUUCGAGUAGUUUCGUCUAAGGCAAAGGGAGCCCUUGAGGGUACACUUUCUUUCCAUUAGACCUUUAUGAAGUUGCAUGUAAGAACCAAACUGAAUCCCUGGACGCAUGUGAAACACUCCCUAGACUGUACUAUGUGCUCGGUGUAUGCAGAGCUCCACACACUGACUACAUCCAACUUUAUUCCGUGUGCAAUUGUGAUCAAAUGCAAAUCUGUCUGUUUCGUUUUUUUGAUUACACCUAUUGUCUUUAAAAUACACCCUCUUCCUAACAAGUCCCUCUGAUUGUAAGGUUACUUUAGAAAAAUAUCGUAAAAUUGAAAGAUGUUGGCAGUAAAUUGAUGUUUGAUGUUUUUCAUAACUGAUAGGAAGUUCUGCAUACAUUUUAAUGUCUUCAAAGACUCAGCACCUUCACAAACCUUUGUUCAUGUGGUGGAUCUAGUUUUUUUUUUAUAAAUAUAGUUUUUUUCUUUUGGUAGUUCAAGUAUGUGAUCCUGUUCCAAUAGAAAUUUAUUCAUAAAAAUUGUUAAUUGAAACUCAUUUUGGGAAAUCACUUUUUUGAGGGAAGGGGAACAAGAUAUCUUGUGUGUCUCUGGCUGUCUUGAAACUCACUCUGUAGACCAGGCUGGCCUGGAACUCAGAGAUCACCUGCCUCUGCCUCCCAAGUACUGGAAUUAAAGGAGUGCACUGCCAUGCUUGACUGGAAAAUCAUUUUUACAUAAGAAGAACAUGAAGUUUUCUGUGCAAGUAAUCCAAAUGUAAAAUGGUGUGUUUUCAAUUGAGUGAUGCUAUUCUAUUAUAUAAAAUUUAUUCUAUUUAUUUAGAAUAUUCUAUUCUAUGAUAUAGAAUUAAUUGGGACAAUUUGCAUAUGCUUUUAUGAUAACAUACCAUUAUAUUUAAACUGAAAAGAGAAGAAAUAAUGUAAUUACAUACAGAUAUGAAUGCACAGAAAAAGUACUUUAUUUAAAAGUCUAGACCAUAUUUCUAGGAAUGAAUGUUUACAGCAGUAAAUUAUUUUCUAUAAGAGAUUAUAGGUCUCCAUGCAUGAAGCUGCAAGGGUGUCAUUCAGUCGAUCUUUUCUAAUGGUCUCGUGCCUACCUUGAGUCUAGAAUUAAGGAGACUGUAUCAUGACACUUUUCAUUAGAUGCUAUUGGACCUUGUUUUCUUUUAAGCACUUACAAAUCAUGCACGUGGAAGAGCCUCUCGAUCUUGCCAUGGCACUUUCCUCCUUCCUUCAUUCAAUACACAGACUUUGAUCUUAGGACAUAAAUUAAAAUCAUUUCUGUUUGUAGGAAUUUUGCAGUCAGGUCAAAAACCUAAACUCAUCACUUCCACCUUAUUCUCUACCUGUGCUAUCACAGCUGUCUUUAGUGGGGACUCUUAGUGCAGGAGUGGGGGCAGGAAUCAUGGCAAGCUUGUUUGAAAAAGUUGGUUCCUCUGCUUAGUCAAGGAGAGCAAGGAGGUAUAAGCUUGAGAAGGGGAGGGUAGGCAGGCUCCUGGGGGCUUGUUCAGAUAGGCAAUGGACCUUCGGUGACUGUGCCUGUAAGUGGAUUUCCUGCUGGUCAAUGACAGCAAAAGAAUUGAUCAAGGGACUCUAAGGAGGCUCACUGCAUGCUGAUUGUCUCUAGACUUCCCCUGCUCUCCUCACAAAUGUCUAGCUUUCUAAGAUGAAGACCAGAGGGGUGGGUCUAGAUGUCUCCCUCGUGAUAAGCCAUUAACAACUGGCUCUCAUUCAUUCAUCUUCUCACUGUAGAUAUUUAACCUGUGUUCUGACCAGGUUUAAUGAUAAAGAAUAGUGAAAACUUUCACUAUGGGGUCUUACACAGCUUCGGUCUGGUGGCUGGUGGCGUCACUACUCUCUGAGUGAUGAGAGCUCCUACGAUAGCAGGAAAUGUUCAAGCAUACAGAACUAGCCUUCAAUAAUGCCGUGUGCAGUUGCCCUGGUUUAAGAAAUGAUUCAAGAGAAAAAUGUGAUUGCAUACACCUGAAGAAAACACAAAUGUUAAUACCUUAAAAAUUUAUGGAAAAUCAAAAUUUAGGCAUAGAAUCAUUAUUAAGAUGUAACAGAUACUGGUGUUUAAAAUAUCUUUUGAGAAUCUACAAUAUGUUGUAGAGUUUGAUAUAAUGUGUUUUUAAGGGUUCAGUUUAUCACUAUCUAUGCCAUAAUAAAAUUAGCUGAAAAUGUAGCAUGCAUGGGAAGUUAUCUGUAAAUGAGUAAAAAUAUGGUUCUUAGCCAAUAUCAAUAUAUAAAUGAAUUACCCAUUAAUAAAAUUGGUGGCUUAAGGGGGAAAUCUUUUAGUGGAAGUAGUAGAUUCAAAUAAAAACUAAUUAUUGUUGUUGUCUUUAUGGAAAUGUAGUGUUGUUAAUAUAUGCUGAUUAUAUAUUCACAGCUGCUUGAUUGUAUGUCUGUGCAUUUAUUCUGCAAAUCUAUUAAGCAUGUGAAAAUAUAUUUUAAGAUCCACUUUAUGUUAAUUUAUACCAGACUACUUUAAAUCCUAUUUAUAAGUUCUUAGUGGAUAAAUAACUCCUCAUUAAGUUAAUAUUAUCUAUCAGACAAUGAAGUAUCUGAACGUUGAGCUUUAAAGAGAUACCAAUUUUAAGUAUUUCUGAAAGUGACUCUAGAUAUACAAAAUGCAGAUGACAAACAUUCUCAUGCUCACCUCAAAUGAUGAAGUUUUCAACCAUAAACAUAAGACAGUCUCAAUUAUUUUGGUGAUUACAUUGGCACAUGGUAAUUAAAGUGAACAGAGAUCACACUUCCUAAACAUGUGCUAAAAUCAAGAGUUUUUCAAAAAAGGUGUGAGACCAGACAAGCUCCCCAAAGCUUCUGUAGGUUCUCUUCCUUUAUCCUCAAGGAAAAGUUCAGGAGCUACUGAAGGACAUUAGCUGUGCGAAUGCCAUCCCAUUUCCCCUAAACUGCAUGUUUUUAUCAACAUGUUAUAACUAUAACAGUAAUACUUGUUUGAUCAUUUUCUAUGUAGUUUAUGCCAAUUUAUACUCAUUAAACAAAGAAAACUAGAAUUUAAAGAUACAACUACUGUAUUAUACACUUUAGUUUGGAAUAUUAUAAAAUAUUUGGGCCUUCUUAGAUUUGAUACAGAGGGAAAUACCUAAAAUUCGUAUUGCAGAGAUGCUAAAACCAUUAAUCAUACUUAGUUAUACUUUUGGGCCUUAGCUUAGAAUUAUAUAAAUUUAAAACUUAAUUUAAAUCAACUUUCCAUUGCCUCAAAUAAACGUGGUUGUUAUAAACAGAAUUUACUUGUUUUAAGAUCAGUUAAGUAUAACUGGAGUGGCAGUCCUUGCUGAAUGCAGUUUCUAGGGUUAUAAUAUCCUAUUGACUAAAUGAACUCGUUAGUGAAAUGUAAAGUGAACCUACUAGAAAGACUCAUUAAGGUGUGGUGCUCUUUCAGCCAAUUCUUCUGCACUGUGAUGAGGUUUUGGAAAAAUAAACAUUCACUCUCAUGUGUUUGGUUAAACUGGAGUCUUUUUUCUAUCAGAAAUUUGCUAUAAGACAAGAAUGGGGCAUUGCAUCUGAUGAGAGAUAGAGCUGCCACUGUGGCACGAGAAUUAAAAGAAAGAGGUCCCAAAUGUCUUUUAGAAAUUCCUUAACUACAUGCCUGUAUUUGAAUGACAUCUGCAAGCCAGUCAGAAACAGAGAAGACAGUCAACACAAGCCUCUCCAAUUUUGUUUCUUUAUAGAAUUGAUUAUUUGACAAGUCAGAAUAGCAGCUAAAUUGUUACUUUAAAAUAAACCAACAUCUUUAUAAAAAUGAUUCUUUAUAGAAAUUCUGAGGACUUUCAAACAUUAAACCACUGGAUGUUUCAAUAUUACAUUGAAGAUUGCUUAAAAUAUUAAUUCUUUCAGUAUAGUACAAAAGUAAAUUAAUGCAAAUUAGUUCCAAUUAUAGAUAAAAUAUAUUGUACUUUAAAACACUCAGGUUAGUAUUGAAUAUAUUGAAUAAAACGUUCUUAAUUCAAGUAGGUUUUAUCCUUACAUAUAUAAUAUUCCAACAAAUUCCAUUAAUUAUUUUGCAGCUGAUCACCACAAUUAACUAAACCGUAUAGAAGAGCUGCAAAUAGAUUUUUAUAAUUUCACUAACUCAACCAGUGCAACUAAAAACCUAAGACAUCCUAAAAUUGUGUGAGCUAUCUAUUACAUGCUAAAUAUUUCCCCUGUAGAAUGCGUCUGCUCCUGUGUUGGCAUCCAGGCUUCCCAGUAGGAACUUCAAAUGGCUUCUAUGUUAUCAUUGCCUGUGCCAGUGCCAUGACAGACCAUCACUGUGUGGACCAAGGACUUUAAUACUGUGCUUAACUCCUUCAGCUUUAAUGCCAUUUUAGAAUAUCUUCCAGCACAUGCAUUCACAAAGCAAACUGUGCUGCUGCAGGGUGAGAAUAAUGAACAGCAUGAGGAACGUUACCUUAUAUUUAACUUUAAAAAGCUAUUUGAUCUUUUGAGUUUAGAGAUAAGGGUGGAUAUUGUGGGAAAGUGGAUGGGCAUGCUCUGUCUCUCAAGCCAUUCAUUCGGUUUUAACAGGUUUAGUUCUAAAGUGUGUAGCUAUCGCUUACAGAGUGGGUCUGAGUGUAAUACCUCAAAUUUGAACAAAUAGACAAGUCUGGAUUACGGGUGCUGAUUUUCAUGAUUUGGUUUGCCUGUGAAUCCAUGGGUUCACCUUUAAACAAGAUGUCAGUGUUCCCCAUACCCAGGAUUUUGUUCGUUAGAUUUGAAUGUGCUCAUGAAUGCAGGUUUUACUCAGUAAAAAUACCUUCCCCACUACUUCAGUAGAUUCCACUGCAAGCAAUCGAUCGAACUCCUAAGACCCUUAAUAGAAAAGUAAUGUACAAUAAGUUAGGAGAGUCGAUCAUUCAUGAGAAAGCUUUCUGAGUCACCCACACUCAUUUAAAAUGACCUCUGGAACCAGAGGUCUUGCUGAAAAGCUUUGCUCCCAUAGUUACUGUUAUUGUAUCUCCUGCCUUGCUUCCUGUUCACUGUACAGGAACACUGGAAGUGUGAAUACUUUGACUUGAGAGUGACUGUGCUUAUUCCUGCAUAAAUCCCCCCAAAAUGAUUGCUUUCAGAUUCUACUUUAUUAAAUUAAAACCUAAGAUUAUUUCUUUCAUUAAGUGCUACUACCCUCCUUCUUUACUGUCUAGAUUAAUUUGUCUUGUGUUUGAAAUUCUAUGCAUGCUUCAUUCUCUUCAUUCUUUUGGGUUUUUUCUUUCUUUUCGGAGAUAUCAAUUUUUGCUAAUAGCAAUGGAUAUUGUAGGUGGAGAUUGCUCUUUAAAUAAAUAUCAUACAAGAUGCCACAAAACAUAUACAUAUACCGCCUGAUAGCACUUGCAUGGCAUGUGAGAAAUGCUACACUUUCUGUCUGUGAGAAACAGUCACUUAACAAAAUGCAUUGAUCCAGGAGAAGAAAGUUAGUAGUUUGCCAACAAAUUCUAAACCCAUAGACAAAUUGUUCAUAAUGUUGAUUUCACCUCAGGUGAAAAUUUCUGAAUAAGGGAAAACUGUUUCCAGUUAUUUGUGUGUAGUUUUUCUUAAUAUAUAUUGAUUGCUUGGACUAAAACAUGCAUGGUUUGUUACUUACUAAUGGCAGCAUUUAAUGUAUUUUUCAUACGUGUGCUGUGGCUUUUCACUAAAUGUUUUGUGAGGUGUGAGCCACCAUGUGGUGUGCUGUAGGUGACAUGGUUAGAUACCUGUGUGCUACUUCUAAAGACCAAAACAUUUUUCAGGCUGCCUCUUGCCAGUUUUGUCAUUUUUGCUUUUAUGUUGAUCUUUAAUCUUAUACUAAUUUCCAAGUUACUAGCAAUUAGUUUUAGAAUGCUGCUGACACUACGUGCCCUCCCUAGUCCACAGGCAAAGACAUGGGGUAGCAAGAUAUUCUCAGAAAGUGACACAUUCCUCUUCCAUCAUAGAUGACAGGAAUACUGAAAAAAAGGACAUGGAUUUAUGUACAAAACUCUUCUCCCAAACCAAGCUCUCUUUUUUAACCCCUGUCUGUUUUAUGUAACUGGAGGCAGAAGAAAAUGUGUGCUUUCUUUAACUAGGCAGCAAUGCCUACCCACAGGAAGAUACGGGGCUCUCAGGGCCAAUGAAAUACUCAGAAAGAAAGGGCAUAGAGGCUGAACAGGUGACCUCACACAAGCCUGCCAUCUGCUAAGCAGAGGCGGUGAUGUCUGAUACUUAUUUAGAAUGCAGAGGAGAUUGCUAGAUUUAUUUUUUCCUAUAAUGCAUGGUUUAUAGGAGGAAAACAAAAUUAUUUUGUGCAUAUGCAGAAGUUCACACUAAUAAAGACAUAGCAUGGGAAAGAAUAGAAAAGGGAUGCAGUAGCAAAUUCAAUCUGUAACUGAGGCUGGAGAAAUGGCUCUAUGGUUAAGAGCACUGCCUGCUCUUCCAGAAGACCUGGGUUCAAUUUCCAGCAUUUACAUAGCAGUUCACAACUGUCUGUAACUCCAGCUCCAGAGGAUCUGGCACCCUGGCACAGACAUACAUGCAGGCAAAACAUCAAUGCACAUAAGAGUAAAUAAAUAUUUAAAAAAAACAGAAUCUAGAACUGUAAUUCAUGUUUUUUCAUAGAUCAAGUAAUGAAGUUGUUAAAAUACACAAAAUUUAAUACUGCUUUCAAGUUAUGUUGACAAAUAUGAAAAUAUUUGAACAAUUUUGGUUCUGUAUUAAUGAAAAAUUCAACCAAAUUUUAUACUAGUGUUAAAUAUUAUUCCUUUUCCAAAUACUUCAUAUAUGGUGAUGUGGUAUUCCAAGAUGAUUUGUUCGGUCAUAGUAAUUAUUUUCAUGUACUAGCAAUUUGAGCUUUUUGCUUUAUAUGAGACUUAUUUGAAAAUCCACUGAAUCACAACUUUGUUAUGUUUUUAUUAGUUGAUACAAAUGAAUUGUAAAUAAUUUAGCAUUUGCUUGAAGUUUAAUGUCAAAAUCAAAGCUUAUUAAAAACAUGUUGUAAUUCUUCUGAUUUCUUCAAACCUGGUUUUAUAGCUAACAGAAUCUGUCCAGAAAUUUCUAUAUCAUGAUAUGCCCAGCCAUGUGUCUAGUCAUUUUCAAACAGAAUCCUCAAGUGACAUGGAAAGCUGAAAAGAAUGUUCACAAAACUUGCCAAAUAUUUGCCCAGACAGUUGCUCUUGUUAAAUAAAACUUUCUUC